ACAUACCUAACAUGUCUCUUGAUUUUUCUGAUUUGCAGAGAUGGACAGAAGGAUAACGCUGCAAAAAACAGCGUCUCCAAGGAGAAUUGGGACAGUGGCAUCUAAAAGAAAAGCCACUCAUGAUGAGGAGCCUCCCAGAAAAAAGGCCAGGGUCUCUGAAGCUGGACCUUCAACAGAAACCAGUGUCUCCACAGAGCCUGGACAAAGUUGCAACCAGGCCAAAAGAAUCAGAGGAGUGAAGAGAAAGAUGAGUGACGAUGGAGAACUACCAAGGCCAGUCAAGAAAAGGGGACAACUGGACCGCAUACUGGUUGAAGAGGCUGCUUCUUCAUCAACGGACAGUGAGAUGGACAGAGGGAUAAGGCGACAAAACACAGGGUCACCAGGGAGCAACAGGACAGUGGCGUCUAAAAGAAAAGCCACUCAUGAUGAGGAGACACCCAGAGAAAAGGCCAGGGUCUGUGAAGCUGGACCUUCCACAGAAACCAGGGUCUCCAAAAAAACGAGGGGAACCAAGAGAAAAAUGACUGACGGUGGAAAAGUACCACGGCCAGUCAAGAAGAAAAGGGGACAACUGGACCGCAUACUGGUUGAAGAGGCUGCUUCUUCCUCAACAGACAGUGGAUCCAGCAGCCAUGACAUCAAACAUUACCAACCUUCUGAAGGACACAAGAGAAAGAGAAUCCAGAAAAGGAAGGCUGUUAAUGUGGUGGAACCAACUAACAGGAAGAAGGCCCAAAAGACGGACAAACAAAAAAAUACCGUCAAAGCCCAAACAGUCGACUUUAAGAUCAAAUACGAGGAACAGGGUCCACUCGGAGCAGGAGGCUGUGGAGCAGUAUUUGCUGGUUAUCGGAGAGCCGACAACUUACCGGUGGCGAUCAAACACAUCCCCCAAAAAAAACAUUUACUGCAAACAUACGGAUGAGAAUGGAAGGCAGCUUUCUGCAGAGGUAGCGACCAUGUUAAAGCUCCAGACCAGUACAAGCAGGUCAGUGGGGAUGUCAGCUCCAGUUUCCUUGCUGGACUGGUAUGAGAGAAGAAGAGAACUCAUCAUCGUGAUGGAGCGACCAGUUCCUGCUGAGGACCUCCUUAAAUACAUAGAAAGAAACGGAGGUACCCUCAAGGAAGACGAGGCCAAGAUUAUACUAAAGCAGCUGCUUGAUGCUGCCAUGCACCUUCAGCGUGAAAGCAUCUUUCAUCGUGACAUCAAGACAGAAAACAUAUUGAUUGAAACCGGCUCCGAAUUCACAAGACUUCGCUUGAUCGACUUUGGAAUGAGCUGCAUGGAUAAAUAUGGAACCAGCUACUCUGAUUUUUAUGGCACCCCUCUUCACGUCCCUCCUGAAUUGUUGUUUCAGUUUACGUAUAGUGCUGAACCAACAACGGUUUGGCAGCUCGGAGUGGUCCUGUUCGAUGUUCUCCACAAACGAGCGUUCAGCUCCGUGAUGUUCCUCAUCAGAAAGAUUAGGAUCAGUUACCGUCUCUCUGAAGAUUGCAGAGAUUUACUGAAGAGAUGUUUGAACAUGUUCCCAGAAGAGCGUCCCACCCUGAAGGAGCUUCAACGUCACCCUUGCUUCACGUGAGCGAGAGGAUUAACAGUCCCAGGGCAGCGCCGAACCUUUCAUGACAUCACACACCUCAACAAAACGUCACACCAUCCCA
This is a messenger RNA of Nematolebias whitei (Rio pearlfish), 1665 nucleotides long. RefSeq names its product serine/threonine-protein kinase pim-3. Gene Ontology annotation, cellular component: cytoplasm. Gene Ontology annotation, molecular function: ATP binding; protein serine/threonine kinase activity. Gene Ontology annotation, biological process: negative regulation of apoptotic process; protein autophosphorylation; regulation of mitotic cell cycle. NCBI's taxonomy places the organism in Eukaryota, Metazoa, Chordata, Actinopteri, Cyprinodontiformes, Rivulidae. The transcript is spliced from 10 exons. The record is from RefSeq and is a predicted model, not a curated record. The coding region runs from base 636 to 1586 and encodes 316 amino acids.